AAAAUGGGAAGAGGAAAGAUUGAGAUCAAGAGGAUUGAGAACAACACUAAUAGGCAGGUGACCUUCUGCAAGAGAAGAAAUGGACUUCUCAAGAAAGCCUAUGAACUUUCGGUUCUCUGUGAUGCUGAAGUUGCACUCAUUGUUUUCUCUAGUCGCGGCCGCGUCUAUGAGUAUGCCAACAACAACAUAAAGAGUACUAUAGACCGGUACAGGAAGGCAACCACAGAUGCUUCAAACAGUUGCUCCACUCAGGAGAUCAAUGCUCAAUUCUACCAGCAAGAAUCCAAGAAACUGCGCCAGCAAAUACAGAUGAUCCAGAAUUCCAACAGGCAUCUCAUGGGAGAAGGUUUAAGCUCCCUGAAUGUGAAGGAGCUGAAGCAGUUGGAGAACAGGCUUGAACGAGGCAUCUCAAGAAUCAGGUCAAAAAAGCAUGAAAUGAUACUUGCAGAGACUGAUACCCUGCAAAAGAGGGAAAUUCAGCUGGAACAGGAAAAUGCUUGUCUUAGAGCUAAGAUAGCAGAAAAUGAAAGGCUUCAGCAACUGAGCAUUGUGCCACCUGGGCAAGAAUACAACGAAAUGCAGGCUUAUCUGGCUAGGAAUUUGCUUCAACUCAACAUGAUGGAGGGUGUGCCUGUUUUUCAAGUCCCUGACAAGAAAUCUCUUCAACUCGGGUUGGAUCUAGUAGACUCUACCUGA
This is a messenger RNA of Coffea eugenioides, 696 nucleotides long. RefSeq names its product agamous-like MADS-box protein AGL11. NCBI's taxonomy places the organism in Eukaryota, Viridiplantae, Streptophyta, Magnoliopsida, Gentianales, Rubiaceae. Gene Ontology annotation, biological process: positive regulation of transcription by RNA polymerase II. Gene Ontology annotation, cellular component: nucleus. Gene Ontology annotation, molecular function: DNA-binding transcription factor activity, RNA polymerase II-specific; RNA polymerase II cis-regulatory region sequence-specific DNA binding; protein dimerization activity. The coding region runs from base 4 to 696 and encodes 230 amino acids. The transcript has 9 exons. The record is from RefSeq and is a predicted model, not a curated record.